AUGACUACCCCUCAGCCAGAGAUAGAUACAGCCACACCGGCAGCUACAGCAGUAGAGCCGCCCGCAGCGGCGCCCAGCACUGGCGUUGUGGACACCUCCACAGCUCCAUCGACCGCAUCCGUAAAAGCGGACAAAGCAGACGGCACCGGCGAAUCCACUCCCACCCCCACGCCCACCUCCGAAUCGCUCAAUGCCCAUCAUCUCGGUCUAUCGCGGGAGGCGCUGGAGCAGGAAGUAGGCCAAGUCAUGGGUACCUUGAGCAGCUGGUGGGGCGGCGUCAAGAAGCAAUCCGCCAGCGCAUUGUCUAACAUCAAGGCCGACCUCGACAAGACCGUCAUUCAGGCGCAAGCGGACUUUGAGCAACUACGGACCGCCAAGGUCGAGGUGGUCCGUAAAGACCCCGAACAAUACGCGGCCGAACAAGCCGAGCGCUCUGCCGCUGGCUCUGGCGAGUCCCUCCUCGACCGUCUUGCCACCUCUACCACCCAGCUUCAGGCGACACUACAAUCUACCAUCGCCGCCGCGGCUGCCAAUCCGGCCGUCGCCAACGCGGCCGAGAACCUCCGUCUGGCGUCAGCCAAGGAGAACAUCCAGCUCUCGGUCAAGCAGGCGGAGAAGCUCGCGGAGGAGUACCUCCAUAAAGGCGACAAGCUGCGAAAGGACGCGGAGAAGUGGAUAGGAGAGGCGGUCAAGGUCGUCCCGCCCGCACCGGGAAGUGAGACCGCUCCGACCGUUAGCUGGGACGGGAGCGACUGGUACUCUAUAGUCUCUCAGGGGGCAGGGCCAGUCGAGACGCAGGGGACCGGACAGGGAUCAGGAGGACCGGCUCGUACUCUGGCGGGAUCGCGAAAGGACGCUCUCCUCGCGCGAUUGAGGGAGGACAAGGAUCUCGUCCUCGUUGACCCGCUCUCGCCCGAUACACCCCCUGCGCAACGGGAGCGGUUCGAGCGGUGGCUAGCCAAGUCUUGGCCUGCGCCGAAGGAAACCAUGGCGGCGGAAGGAGGAAUGGCGGGUUCAGUGCGGAUGGCAGUCGUACCCGAGCACAUGACCGACGACCAAUUCUGGCAACGCUACUUGUACAUCCGGGACACCAUCCUCGAGGAGGACGAGAAGCGGCAGCAACUUCUGAAAGCCACCGAGCAAUCCGUGCAGCAGCCUGACGACUUCACCUGGGACGAUGAGCCCGAAUCGACUCCCAAACCUGCGCCGCCUACCAAGCUCUCAACGUCCGCUGCUACGCCGUCUAUGAGCCCAAGAGACUCGGAGGAGAGCUACGACGUGGUCAGUGAUCAGGCCAAGAAGGAGGUCAAGGUCGUCGAAGCGGUGCCGGAGAAGGGGGAGGACAAGAAGGAUGACGACGAGGACUCGGACUGGGAGUAA
Dioszegia hungarica is the source of this 1380-nucleotide messenger RNA. RefSeq lists its product as uncharacterized. Lineage: Eukaryota; Fungi; Basidiomycota; Tremellomycetes; Tremellales; Bulleribasidiaceae. Bases 1 to 1380 code for a protein of 459 amino acids. Gene Ontology annotation, cellular component: cytoplasm. The record is from RefSeq and is a predicted model, not a curated record. The transcript is spliced from 4 exons.